GUCUGUUUUUGAUGCAGUCAAGAGAAAGAAGAUUGGAGUGGAGAGAAUACAGUGGUGUGGGGUGUUCUCCUUCUGGCAAUAUCAGCACCAAGGAAAAAGAACUGCUCAAGAAGUAGAGGAAUAGAUCUUAAUCAUCUGGAUUUAAGAAGAGCCAUGUCUCUUCCCCGACAGCUGCGAGAAAAGAGUGAUUUUGACCAGCUUCCAGAUGAUGUACCCGUUUCAGCUAAUAUUGCAGAUAUUGAAGAGAAGAAAGGCUUUACUAAUUACUAUAUGUUUGUCAUUGAAGUAAAGCUUAAAGGUGGUGGCAGAUACCUGAUUUUCCGGCGCUAUCGUGAGUUCUACGCCCUGCACACCAAACUAGAGGAGAGAUAUGGUCCAGAGAGCAAUAACAGCCCAUUUACCUGCACACUGCCUGUGCUGCCAGGAAAAGUUUUUGUUGGUGCCAAAAAGGAAAUUGCUGAGAACAGGAUUCCUAUCCUAAAUGUCUACAUGAAGAACCUACUCUGCCUCCCUGCUUGGGUGUUGAUGGAUGAGGAUGUUCGGCUGUUCUUCUAUCACUCAACCUUUGAUGGUGAGCAGGUGCCUCACAGACUGAGACGGCUUCGCCCACGGACACGCCGAGUUAAGAGCAUUUCAGAUCAAGUGCCUAUUUUUGACCGCACCGCAGCUCCACGGGCUGAGGCACUGUUUGAUUUUCCUGGAACCAAUAAACUGGAACUCAGCUUCAAGAAGGGAGAUUUGAUCUAUCUACUCAGCAAAGUAAACAAAGACUGGUUAGAGGGAACUGCUGAUGGUGCCACUGGGAUUUUCCCAUGUGCUUUUGUGAAGAUCAUAAAAGAUUUACCGCAGAAGGAAGAAACCAUUAAUAAAGUUCGCUGUUAUUACUAUGAUGAAACUGUGAGCACUGUCAGGGAUAUCUCAGUGGAUGAGGAUCUGAGCAGCAUUCCAUCAUUCAAAGAUCUAAUGGCAUUGAUGAGGCAGGAGUUUAACCAAGAUGACAUUGUUUUGAAUUACCGGGACCCCGAUGGUGAUCUGAUCCGCUUGCUCUCUGAUCAGGAUGUUGAACUCAUGGUGUUUCAGAGCAGAAGAAGUCCCUCUGAGAAGCACUUUUUCCCUUGGAAGUUGCACAUCACUCACAAAGACGACUUGGCUGUCUACAACACUAGUCCAGGAACAGGUGCUACUCAAACAGUAGGAGCAAUAUAAGUGCUAUAUAGAUAUCUCUCUCUGCAGGCAGUUUCCUUCAACAUGUCUUUGAAGUGUCCUUGAAAUGAGUAAUUUUUAGUAAUAUAUUGCCUUUCAGUGUAAAAUCUGUACUUAGGUAACUUCUUCAGCUUUUUAGCACUCAUCUGCAGUAGAGACAUCUUACAUAGAGACCAGAGAAAAUGAGGAAUAGAGAAAUAAAAUCACGGGCCAUGUUCACAAAGUUAGUCUGCAAUAGAGGUCUCCUGAGCCCCUAGGCCUGCUCUAGUCUCUGUUCUCACUCCCAAGGCUAAUCAUUUGUCCAGAAUGUAUUCAUAAACUUUUCUUUUUUUUUUUUUUUUUCUGGACUCCCAUAAAUUUCAUUUGCUUAUCUGAAGGUUUGUGUGCCACUGUGUAAUUAUUUAUCUCAUGUUGGAGUCUAACUGGAUGUUCUGAGUUUGUCCUAGGAGCAUCAAGAAAACUUUUUUUGAUUUCAGUGAAAAAAUUGCAGGUCAUCUUAGCUUUCUUCUUUUCCACUGACCAGUAUAUUGAUUUCUGUGAAUCAAACUUAGUACCCCUGUGGUGUUCUGUAUAGACCCUUAUAUAAUUGUACAGUCUACUUAUUUUCAUGUUCUGGGAAAAUGUGUAGGAUGUCUAGUCAAACAGCAAUUUCUUCUCUAUCUUCUGCUUUGUGACACUGCAAUUCAAAGUAGAACUAACAAGAAAUUACUGUAUCAGAUUCUUCAAUAAAUAAAGUUCAUCAAUUUUUA
Parus major (Great Tit) is the source of this 1952-nucleotide messenger RNA. It is a transcript of the gene NCF4, whose product is annotated as neutrophil cytosolic factor 4. The transcript has 11 exons. The record is from RefSeq and is a predicted model, not a curated record. Gene Ontology annotation, cellular component: NADPH oxidase complex. NCBI's taxonomy places the organism in Eukaryota, Metazoa, Chordata, Aves, Passeriformes, Paridae. Gene Ontology annotation, biological process: superoxide anion generation; respiratory burst; phagocytosis. Gene Ontology annotation, molecular function: phosphatidylinositol binding; superoxide-generating NADPH oxidase activator activity; protein binding. Bases 154 to 1206 code for a protein of 350 amino acids.